CAUAAAGACAGGGAGUUGGGCUGGCAGGAGAACCCAGGAGGUGUGAGUUAGUCUAUAUGCAUGCCGUUCUUGGUUUCUUCUGUGUUAUUCUCCUGCAGUCAGGUAUCCAACAUUGAAUGGCAGCUUUCUGGACUCUAAAAUCCUAGUAUCUGUGAAAUCCCAACAUAUGAAACUUUCAACCACUGUGCAGAUAGGACCAAAGCCAUCCUACCAAUGAAACCCUUGUCUCAUGGGUGGUUGUGGUCCAGUCUCCUGGCUCACAAUCACCUCCUCCUCUUCACAGCACUUGUUUCUGCCCACAGACCAACCCAACUAGUCCCAUGGCAAGCAAGAACCAUACUCAUGUGACGGAGUUCAUGCUCCUGGGCUUUUCCCAUGGCCAGCCCUUCUUCUUUGUUCUUUUCCUGGUCAUUUACCUGGCCACGCUGCUGGGGAACUCUGUAAUGCUCGCCCUCGUGUCCCUGGAUCCCCAUCUCCAGAGCCCCAUGUAUUUCUUUCUCAGUCACCUGUCCUGCUUGGACAUUUGCUAUUCAUCAGUGACGGUGCCCAAGAUCCUGGCAAAUGCCCUGCGCCCGCAGGCGACCAUCUCCUACUGUGGGUGCCUGGCACAGAUGUUCUUCCUGAUGGGGUGUGCAGGGGCCGAGUGUGCACUCCUGGCUGUCAUGGCCUAUGACCGCUACGCAGCCAUAUGCCAGCCCCUGCGCUACGCCCAUGCCAUGAGCCGGGGCAUCUGUGCUGGGGCAGCUGCCGGCUGCUGGCUCUGGGGGAUGCUGGACUCGGCCGUGCACACCCUCCUGGCCACCAGGCUCUCCUUCUGCGGGGCUGCCCAGCUCCAGCACAUCUUCUGUGACGUCCCCCCACUGCUCAGGGCUGCGUGCAGCAACACCCACCCCAGCGAAGUGGCACUCCAUGCUGCCAGCGUCUUUGUGGGCCUCAGCCCCUUCCUGCUUGUCAUCGUCUCCUACCUCCGCAUCCUGGCCACUGUCCUCAGGAUGCCCGUGGCCACCAGCCGGCACAAGGCUUUCUCCACAUGCUCUGCCCAUCUGCUCGUGGUCAUCCUGUACUUUGCGACAGCCAAUCUGAACUACAACCGGCCCAGCUCCGGCUACUCCCCGGCAUCUGACAUAUUGGUCUCCACACUGUACUGCAUCGUCACCCCCAUGCUGAACCCCCUCAUCUACAGCCUCCGCAACCAGGAGGUGCGGGGGGCCCUGAGGAAGGCUGUGUGGGGACGGGGCACACCAGGCUCCCCAGGCAGCAAUGCAUGAGCAACACCAGGGCUGCAACAGAGUGCUGAUGUGGCACAGAGCAGCAUCGCCUGUCUGUGGGAAAUCUUCGAUGGCAGCAGUGGGCUCAGGGCUCCCUGUCCAGGCAGUGGCUGCUUGUGGCACACUGCCAUCACUUGUCCCACCCUCAUCACAUCACUGGUGGCAGAAUGGCAAAAUCAAUUUGGGAACAGGGCUUAUGGCUUUACUUUGCAAGUGUCAUGUGCUGAGUCAGUGCGGGACCUGUUGCAGCCUCGCUGCUACCAGGGAAUGCUGUAAAAGGCAAUUUCAUGUGGUACCAGAA
Messenger RNA from Egretta garzetta (little egret), 1569 nucleotides. RefSeq names its product olfactory receptor 5V1. Gene Ontology annotation, cellular component: membrane. Gene Ontology annotation, biological process: G protein-coupled receptor signaling pathway. Gene Ontology annotation, molecular function: olfactory receptor activity; G protein-coupled receptor activity. The transcript has a single exon. Bases 321 to 1268 code for a protein of 315 amino acids. NCBI's taxonomy places the organism in Eukaryota, Metazoa, Chordata, Aves, Pelecaniformes, Ardeidae. The record is from RefSeq and is a predicted model, not a curated record.